Molecule: messenger RNA, 537 nt
Organism: Psilocybe cubensis
Lineage: Eukaryota; Fungi; Basidiomycota; Agaricomycetes; Agaricales; Agrocybaceae
Exons: 8
Coding region: 1-537 (178 amino acids)
Source: RefSeq, a predicted model, not a curated record
AUGGAACAACUCACAUCCUCCAUCGCACCCCCUCGCUCUUCGCCAAAGUCAAGCGCGCCGUCUUCCACCCAACAAGGCGCGGGCAGUGUCGCCAAGAGACUCAGUAAUGAACUAAUGACUCUAAUGAUGUCAUCAUCUCCCGGGAUUUCUGCGUUCCCCAAACAUGACGGGAACCUCUUUGAAUGGGUCGGCACAAUAGAAGGACCCUCUGAGACGAUCUAUGCGGGCCUUACUUUCAAAAUUUCUAUUUCUUUCCCUCCAAAUUACCCAUAUGUAGCACCUACCAUCAAGUUUGACACCCCCUGUUAUCACCCGAAUGUUGAUAUCUCUGGAGGGGCUAUCUGUCUCGACAUCCUCCAAGACAAGUGGUCUGCAGUGUACAGUGUACAGACAAUUCUGCUCUCUUUACAGUCUCUGCUUGGCGAACCCAACAAUGACUCUCCUCUGAAUUCUGAUGCGGCAUCACUCUGGGACGAGCCCGCUGUGUUCAAGACGCAGCUGAUGAAGCACUAUCGACCGGUCAGCGACUCUGCAUGA